AGCUUCAGCAUUUUGUUUGAAACCAGAUUGGUUUUCAGAUAAACACCAUCGUCUCGGUGCCUUUUGUUCGUUCUCAAGAAUACAGAUUUAUUUCAAAGAACUCGUUACGUCAAAGAUGAUGCACGAGUCACCGGUCGCAGGGCACCAGCAUGCCCCGGUUUUGGGGAAAGCCGCCAAUGCCAACUCCAUUGUUGACAGAAGUGACCCGCACACUGUUUCCACUCGUUCCGCGGCCAAUGUGAAAGAAAAUUACGUAGACCAGGAUCGUCCGCGGCGCUCGCGGGACCAGUUGUGUUUCGGAUGCGUGCCAUUGCCACUAGCGUGCUUUCUGCACACGGUGUUGCUCCUCCUGGUGGACAUCGUGUUUUUUUUGCUCGGGUUUCACGGGACGAUGGGCUUCGGUACAACAAGUCGCGGAGGUGUCGCGGGCGCGACUGCAACAGCCUCCGGAACGACGACCGCAGGCGUCGCACACCAAACGUCGGUGUAUCUGCAGCUGCUGGUUUCAUGCAGUUUCUCUGCGACCGGAAGUUGGGGCAUCUACGCCGGAAAAAAGCAGCCGUACCUGGCCUUCGUGUUGUCUCUCGUGUUUUACCACUGGCCCGCGAAAGUUUUGCGCUUAUGCGCCGCCUGCGAACUUCUUUCUGUCGCAGAAGGGGCGUCGUCUUUGUUUAACGUGGUGCCGGCGUCAACCCGAGCAGGUAGUAUUUUUGCACGAGCAGUCGAAAUAGUAGUCGAUCCGAAAUGUUGAAGGGAUAGAGUUUUUCGCUGCUGUUGCACCUCAGACAAACAUACGUUUUUCAUCUCACCACUGAAUGCUGGGAACAUCUUCAGGAGCCGUGGGAUUUCUGCUGGACGUUGGUGCCGCGGUUUCUGAGUUUUGUCUCGCCACUUACUUGCUCCUGGUUCAUCACCGUUACAUUUCGUACACAGCAUCAGCAUCAGGCGCGUCGUGCAAGAACAGGUCCAAGCCGGAAGAAGAUGAUCAAGCCGACGAGGAUGGCAACGGCUCGGAGGAGCAGAGUCUACUCGAUGAAGAGGUGGACACGACUACUUCUAGCGCAAGAAGCGGCCGCCCGUCGACGGAUGUGGACGAGGAGCAGGAAGUGCGGCUGCUGAUGAUACCCCCCUCUACUGCUCCGGAUGAUCUUCCGGAGGGGCAACUGCAGAGCGAGUAUGGUGUGAGACCGGUACAACUAGCAGGUAAUAAUCGGCGUCUGGAUCUGCGCGCGUUUCUCGAUGAGCGCCGGUUCUUCGGGUUCGAUCAGGACCUGGUCCCGUACGCAACUUUGACGGGCGAGGAAUCCUUUUCCUUCUACGAUCUAUCCCGACUAAACCUCUCUGUCGAGUACAUUCCGGAGGAGGAAGACCCCCACGAUUUACGCAGUCGAAGAUCUUAAUCACACUAGGUACUUGAUGUGCAGCCUGCUAAGUGGUUUUUCAAGGCGGUAGGCCAAGUUUCAUCUUCGCUCUCAUGAGGAAUGAAACAGACAUGAUUUUUUGCAGUCUGGUUACAAUGACUUGAGAAGUGUGAGAUGAAACUGCGGGCACUGGCCCGCUAGAAAUAAAAACAACUGCUUGUCCAAAGUGCAUGGCAGGAAGUGUGUGAUUCUUGUUUUUCAUCUUCAUACACAUUGAGCGACUUUCUUGCCGCUACGUUUCUCGGUGGAUUAGAAGAGACGCCUAUGCCGUCCCGCGCGUCGCCAACCUCUUCACCAAGAGGAGGGAGUACAAUCGCGGUGGUGGAGCGCUGACAUGUCCAGGCGGAGUCGCAGCGUUCUUCCGGCGCGAUAGACAGAGCAUUGCGACUUCCGGCUGUGGUUUUCAGUUGUCCGUGCGGCAAGUGAUAAUGACAUGCGUCAUCUUUGAAUUUCGAGUUCGAUUUUGCUACAGUACAAUAGAACCACGCGAAAAAUUAUAGAGCCACGCAGUCGUCUAGCGACAGAAUGUCAUAUCGAGCCUAUAUUUCUUUCACAUGCGCAUAACUGGGACUCGAAGCAGCCCGGAGCGCCAUAAUUCAUACGAAAUACUUCUUCCAAAACAGAACGGAAGCGACAUGAAAAAUAGACCACCAUGAAAGAACACACAGAAAGAACCCCAGCAGAAAGAGGCUUCCUCGUCAGGACGAU
Molecule: messenger RNA, 2129 nt
Organism: Amoebophrya sp. A120
Lineage: Eukaryota; Dinophyceae; Syndiniales; Amoebophryaceae
Source: the annotation of a GenBank genome assembly